UUGGUUACACAUACAUUGAACAAGUAUCUCAGGAAGUCAUCAUCUAAUAUACUAACAGUGAUAAAUCAAAUGUAAUAUGAUCACAUAGUUUGCCAUUACUAAUAAAACCCAGUGUUUUGGUUAGUUUAGUUUGUGUGGAAUUACCCCAGAAGUCGACCUGUGGCGUGCGAGUGGGGCUCUGCUUGUGGGAGGAUGUCCCAGUUUUGAGCUUAAAUAGACUGCGUCUUUUUCGAGGGUCGCAACACAACUGACGAUCGUGCUAAAAAAUGAAGUUGCAUAGGUUGUGUUUCUGUGCAGUUCUGCUGCUGUGUCUUCUGGUCUCUAAGACAUCACAGGAAAGUGGAGUUAUUCGUGAAAGCUGUUUAAGAACUACAGAUACUAAAGUUCGUAUGCAACUUCUGGAAAGCUACUUCAUCCAGCGCAAACCCUUGUACUCUGUGGAGGCUGUGAGAUUUCGCACAGUCAAGGGGUUCACAAUCUGCUCAAAUCCCUCCUCGCAAUGGGCCAAAAAAGCUAUCAAGCACCUGAAUAAAAAGAAGAAACCUAAGUCAGGAUAAAACAGGUUGACAAAUAUUUCAACCAAUACUACAUCAACUCAGACUUAACGCAAGAGACCAAUGAAUGUUAAUUCUUUUGAAAUGCACUUUAUUGUAAGCUGUGAUGUUUAAAAAAUACCUGUAGCGGAUGUUUUAUACAAUAAGAUUGUACUUUAAUAAUAUUAUAUAUUGUGUAUUUCUCGCUCUCAAAUAAAUGUAUUUACUCAGUAA
Molecule: messenger RNA, 767 nt
Organism: Misgurnus anguillicaudatus (oriental weatherfish)
Lineage: Eukaryota; Metazoa; Chordata; Actinopteri; Cypriniformes; Cobitidae
Product: monocyte chemotactic protein 1B-like
Biological process (GO): immune response
Cellular component (GO): extracellular region
Molecular function (GO): chemokine activity
Source: RefSeq, a predicted model, not a curated record